AUGCAAGUGAUUGGAGUAAGAAUGAAUACUUGGAACGCCUAAUUACAUUUGAUUCUCUCUAUAUAUUAGCGAAUGUAUAGGAAACUGCCUCGUAAAUUAUAAGAAUAAACUCUCUUUAGUAUGAGUUUCGAAGCCAUCUUAACGAAUUCGGCAGAUGAAUUUCAAAGCAUCAACAAAGAUAUCUUUAUGCAUCUUGAAAGUAAGGAGAGUGACUUUUAUAAUUUAUUGAUCUCUGCUUUUUUGAAAUACUAUCCAGAAAUACAUUAUUCAUAAAUGUUAAAUGUUUUAACAUAUGUCUUUAAAGGUAUUUCCAUUGAAGAAAUUGUCUUAAUUUGCAAUUGUGAGAAAUAACAUUUCUUGAUUAUUUAUGAAUUUUUCAAAGUCUUUUUGAUGGAGAAACAACAGAUUUAUUGUAUAUUUAGUUUGGUUUUCAAAAACGUCUUGAGUGGUUAUUUUCCCCACAAUAAGACGUUAUUCUAAUCUUUCAUAAUGGUAAUUGAACAUUCACUGAAUUCGAUAAGGAAAUUGGAAGAAUUGAUAUAUCAAUAUUCUAAAGGGAAGAGAUAUUUCAAGUUGAAGGAAGUGCUGAUUAAUAUUGAGAGUUUUUUAUUAUAUUGCACUCCCUAUCAUAAAUUUGAGUUGUGUCAUCUAUGGCAGACUCUGGAGUAGAAUGGCUACGAUUUGGUGAUGGAAUACAAUAAGGCAGUCGAUAAUUUCUAGGCCUUUUACAAACCUACAAACGAAGGGUUGUUUUAUAUAAUCCUACAGAUCAGCAGGUUUCUGAGGGAGUAUAGUAUUUUUGAGAACGAUCAUACACCACCUUACAAACACCCAUAGUUAAGGGGACAAUCAAUUGAUUUUGAUGAGAUAGGAUUGUAUAAUGAAUUGAAGGAGUUAAAGAUGAUAGCUAAGAAAAAGAAGAAGAUAAUGAACGAAGAAUACUUUGCUUCUUAGAUCACUAAUAUUGACACUCUGAAUAUGGAUAUUAAGGCGAAUCGAGAUUAUUUUAUCAAUUAUUAUAUGAGUCAAUUUGAUUAAGGGUUAGUGUAAGAAUAUAUCAAUACUAAAUAAGAAAAUGUGUUAGAUAAAAUAAUAAGGAAUACAAGAAAUCAACAAUUCUAUUAUUAUAAAAGAUGGGUUUGGGUGUAAUUUCCUUGGCUCUCAUUAACUCAGAAGAACAAUUACUCAAAAUUAAUGGAGUAGUACAGCAUCAAUAACAUGCCUCUCCAGGAUGAGUUGUAACUCAACCAGAAGGCAAUCAAAUUGGCUUAAAUUGCCAAACAGACAUAGCAAAUGAAGGAGCAUAAUACAUCGAAAUUACCAUCGAUAAACUCGAGUAUCAGAUUAAGAAGGUAUAGUCCAUUGGAGAUAUCGAGAAUCACUAACAUUCCAAAGACUAGGGCAGACUCUGAACAUACCAAAUCGACUGAGAGGAGUGUAAAGAAAUGCACAUUGCCCAGCAUAUAGAAGAUGUAAUAUCAAAAGAAGUUAGAUUAAAUUGUUUACUAAAAUUAGGUUUUGAAGAAUCGAUUGAAGGAGUACAAAACAAUUCGAUAGAAUCUGUAUCCAGAUGAGUUGAGUGCUGAGACUCAGAAGGCUCUUGAAACUACUAAGAAAUAAUCCGAAGAGUUGAAGAAACAACAGGAGAACUUAUAGGUAAUCCAACAAGAAAUGAAGAGAAUCAAUAUCAUUUGGAAGUUAUGUCAAUAAAAUCAGGAUUGCAACGAUAGGGCUUAGUAAUUGGUAUAGCAUUCUAAGAAUUUGGAUCGAUUGAUUUAAGAGUAAGUGAUUUGGGUCAAAGAUUGCAAUGAGAAAUUAGGAGAGAUUAAGUUAAAACAGAAGAUCGAGUUGAAGAAACAAUAAGUGGAGAAGAAAUAACAAUAAUAAUAAUAGUAAUAGUAAUCAUAAAGAAGAUUUACCUUCAUCUAAAACAUGCCAACAUCUGCAGGGAUAUUAUCUAACAUUGAUACUUCUUAUAUUUAAGAUACCAACAAAAAACAAUUAUAAAUUAGCAGUAGUCUCAUCAAUGAGACCAGCGAUACCAGAAUUAAGUUUGUAAGGUUGAAGACUGGAAAGGUGGAAGAUCCAUUAGAUUCUCACACUUAGGAACUUGUUUCAUAAUUACUUGAUUUAGGCAUUGAAAAUCUCAAUAAAAACAAAUCUAAAGUGAUAGAGUUUUGUGAUAUGAUCACUAAAAAUGAUGAAUUGCAACUAGAAAUAUAGAACAGAGAAUAACGGUUGAUGCAAUUGAGAAAUAGCAAAUAAGAACUAAUGAUCUUUGUCAAGAUAUUGCAAACACAAAAGAAACCCAAAACAACAACCAGUAGUGACCAGUACUAUUCUAGCUAUCAAUAGGAUGAUGUGAUCAGAUAAAAUGAUUACAAAAUUCAGAACUUAAAACAAUUACAACAACACUUGGCUGUCAUCAAAUUCUAUAAUAACAAUCUACAUCAAUUAUUUCAAUCUAUACAAAAGACGGAUCACAAUAUUUCAUAAAUUACUCAACUUUUGCAGAAGAUGAUAUGA
Paramecium tetraurelia is the source of this 2526-nucleotide messenger RNA. RefSeq lists its product as uncharacterized. The transcript has 8 exons. The record is from RefSeq and is a predicted model, not a curated record. NCBI's taxonomy places the organism in Eukaryota, Ciliophora, Oligohymenophorea, Peniculida, Parameciidae.